Molecule: messenger RNA, 8634 nt
Organism: Callithrix jacchus (white-tufted-ear marmoset)
Lineage: Eukaryota; Metazoa; Chordata; Mammalia; Primates; Cebidae
Gene: GNB5
Product: G protein subunit beta 5
Biological process (GO): signal transduction
Molecular function (GO): protein binding
Source: RefSeq, a predicted model, not a curated record
CAGCACGCGCCCAGGAGGGAGCAUGGAAGUGCAGUGGAGGAAGCAAGCAGGAUGAGAAGAUAAGGAGAUUAGUGGGUGAGGUGCUUCACACCUCAGGCUGCUAGUCCUCACCUCUCACCGUCUGCCCUGCGGCUCCCAGUGCUGACUCCAGAAGCUUCAUCUUGGGUGAGAGAUGUGUGAUCAGACCUUCCUAGUUAAUGUAUUUGGCUCAUGUGACAAAUGUUUCAAACAAAGAGCUCUGAGACCAGUUUUCAAGAAAUCUCAACAACUCAGCUACUGUUCAACAUGUGCAGAAAUUAUGGCAACCGAGGGGCUGCACGAGAACGAGACGCUGGCGUCGCUGAAGAGCGAGGCCGAGAGCCUCAAGGGCAAGCUGGAGGAGGAGCGGGCCAAGCUACACGACGUGGAAUUGCACCAGGUGGCAGAGCGGGUGGAGGCCCUGGGACAGUUUGUCAUGAAGACCAGAAGGACCCUCAAAGGCCAUGGGAACAAAGUCCUGUGCAUGGACUGGUGCAAGGAUAAGAGGAGGAUUGUGAGCUCGUCACAGGAUGGGAAGGUGAUCGUGUGGGAUUCCUUCACCACGAACAAGGAGCACGCGGUCACUAUGCCCUGCACGUGGGUGAUGGCAUGUGCUUAUGCCCCGUCGGGAUGUGCCAUUGCUUGUGGUGGUUUGGAUAAUAAGUGUUCUGUGUACCCCUUGACGUUUGACAAAAAUGAAAACAUGGCUGCCAAAAAGAAGUCUGUUGCUAUGCACACCAACUACCUGUCGGCCUGCAGCUUCACCAACUCUGACAUGCAGAUCCUGACAGCAAGCGGUGAUGGCACAUGUGCACUGUGGGACGUGGAGAGCGGGCAGCUGCUGCAGAGCUUCCAUGGACAUGGGGCUGAUGUCCUCUGCUUGGACCUGGCCCCCUCAGAAACUGGAAACACCUUCGUGUCUGGGGGAUGUGACAAGAAAGCCAUGGUGUGGGACAUGCGCUCCGGCCAGUGUGUGCAGGCCUUUGAAACACAUGAAUCUGACAUCAACAGUGUCCGGUACUACCCCAGUGGAGAUGCUUUUGCUUCAGGGUCAGAUGAUGCUACGUGUCGCCUCUAUGACCUGCGGGCAGACAGGGAGGUUGCCAUCUAUUCCAAAGAGAGUAUCAUAUUUGGAGCAUCCAGCGUGGACUUCUCUCUCAGUGGUCGCCUGCUGUUUGCUGGAUACAAUGAUUACACUAUCAACGUCUGGGACGUUCUUAAGGGGUCCCGGGUCUCCAUCCUGUUUGGACAUGAAAACCGUGUUAGCACUCUACGAGUUUCCCCCGAUGGGACUGCUUUCUGCUCAGGAUCAUGGGAUCAUACCCUCAGAGUCUGGGCAUAAUCAUAAAUGCACUCAUGUAUACCUGAGAAUUUGAAAUCUUCACAUGUAAAUAGAUAUUACUUCUAGAGGAGCUUAGGGUUUACUGCAGUUUAGCUUAGGGGAGCAACCCAUGGCUCAGAGGUCACCAAGCAUCUCCAAUAUGACUAUUAAAACUGUCGCUUCUGGAAAUACACUAGUGUGAGCCUUCAGCACUACGAGAAUACCUUCAAGUACAGUAUUUUUCUUUUGGAACACUUUUUUAAAUGUAUCUGGUUUUAUCUGUUUUUAAGGUUAUUCUAAAUUAUUCUAGCCUCAACUCAUUCUGUCACCAGUAGAAUUCAGCAGUUAACAUAUUCUAUAUUAUUUCUUUGAAUCAAUUCAUUUUCAGAGUGCUUUAAAGUCUGGGAUUUCUUGAUGUGCACUGUGAUACCUGGAACUUUCCUCUGGAAGUGCUGGUUUUAUGGACUGAGGACUGGUAACUGGUGUGUGAUAGAAGCAAAUUCCAAUUCCAAAUGUAAUUAAUUAGACAAAAAUCACUUUUUUUUGGAAUGUGUUUUUGUUGUAAAAGUAUCUUUUUCAGCCUCCUGUUCUAUUGUCUUUUUUCAGAUAAAACAUGUUUGCCUAUGGUGAACUGCUAUAAAUGAUGCAGAGAAAUGCCUAAAAUGGACAGGUUGUUUGAUUCAUGGAUGAUGUGAUAAUAUGUCACUGUGUCACUUGGACAGGGCAUUUUCUCUGAAUCGAAGGAAAAGCCAGUGCUGUCUGUAAACAAAUGCUUCUGAGAGCAAGCAAAACUUUUCUGAAUGGGUACACAAGAUAGGAAACUUAUUUAAAAACAUAACAGUAGAAUUAGCGGAAACGUUUCAGUUAAAGUGGAGCUUGUCCAUAAUAAUUAUAUUCAUAUGUAUUGCAUUGCAUUUAUAAGAACAUAUGCAGAUUGACUGAUAGUCUUGAAUAAUGUCUGUUCCUCUUAUAUAGAAAGAAAAACAAUAUUAAAAGAUCUUCUCCCUUUUUUUUUUUGAGACAAAGUCUCACUCUGUCGCCCAGGCUGGAGUGCAGAAGUACAAUCUCAGCUCACCACAACCUCCGCCUCCAGGGUGCAAGCGAUUCUCCUGCCUCAGUCACCCGAGUAGCUGGGACCACAGGCAGCACCACCAUGCCCAGCUAAUUUUUGUAUUUUUAGUAGAGGCAGAGUUUCACGGUAUUAGCCAGGAUGAUCUUGAUUUUCUGACCUUGUGAUCUGCCCACCUCAGUCUCCCAAAAUGCUGGGAUUACAGGUGUGAGCCACCACACCCGGCCACAAGAUCUUCUCUUUAUUUGAGAUUCAGAAUUCCCUCUGGAAGAAGGAACUGCUUUUUGUUAUAGGAUCCCUUCUUUUCCUUUUUUUUUGUAUAAUGUAGAUGCUUAUUCUUUGCUUUAGAAAACUUCUUAUUUAAAAAGAUAGCAUGCAUUAUUAUUUAGGGAAAUAAAAGGUCACCUCAGACACCAGAUGUCAUUCUAGGGUGAGGCCUGCCUCGUGGGUGGCCUGGGGUCUGCUGGCGGGUUCUGGCUGCGCCUGAAGGCUGUGUGUUCCCUGUCCCUUGGAUUGUCAUGUCUCCUCUCCUGGUCCUGCUCCAGCCUAGCCCUUCUCCUCGUGGUAGUUCUGGCUUUGCAGGCCCAGCUCCAGGCUGGGCUCCUGUGAACAUCCAGGGGUGUGCCAGGCCCACCCUCACAACUGCUUGUUCAGGUAUCGUGAUGGGCCACUUGGUCCAAAAUCAGCCAGGCCAGCUUUACCAUCACCUCACUUCAAAUAAACAUGAUAAUUAUGUUUGAUGAUUUGCAGAGCACUUACUGGUAGUUUUACUGUACAACAGGGUCUGGGGUAGAGAGAGAAAAAUAAAAGGCCUCUGCCUGCCUCCAGUGAGCCCAGAGAGACCAAUUUUUAUUCCCAGUAGAUUCCAGUCUGGGUAGGGGCUCAGGAAAUGGGCCCAGUGUCUGGCCAGCUCCUGCUGGCUGCUGAAGGGGUCAGGGACACCAUGGGAUUCCCAAGCUCAGCUCCAGAAUGUCCCAGAGUGGUCCCUGGUGCAGCUGGCCUCCUUGUGGUGGCAUCCCCAGCUCUUUGUCCCACAGCCUUUCUUUCUUCUUUGUCUUUGCACUGUGCCUUCCAGCUCCUAGGAGUGAAGGAAGGCACGGGAAAGGAAGGAAAGGUGGCCCAGGGGAAGCACCAUUCCAGGUUCUGUGUUUGCAAGGGUGGAGAGCACCUUGAAGAUAUGUGCAAAGUAGACUACUGACUUUCCAAUCCAAAAAGCCACUUUAAGGGCCCAGGGAAAGUAUUCCAGAGAAUGGUUCCACUUCUCCCAUGGGCAGGAAGUCCCCUCGCUGUGAGUGUGUGCUCUCGCAGUGGGCACGGGAUUUGCUGAUGAGAUGCUUGAUUUGGACUCUGUGGCAGCAUGUGGAGACUCGGGGUAUGCUCUGCGGAAUAGAUUGUAUUCUUAGAUUGAAUAUAAUGCGAGUGCAUUUUUAUAAUCAGCUUUUCUUUUUUCCAGAGGACUCGGGGAUAAACCUACCAAACCAAUUGUGGUGAAGGAGCCAAACAGAUGGGCCCUAGAGGUGUAGAGCCUUGGGCAGCCCCCUCCCUGGCCAGAAAAAAGAAGGUUCUGGCAGAAAAGAGGUGUGGGCGAUGGGUAUUUAUGGGAAAUACCUGUGACGGGAAGCCAAGUCCAGGGUCUUUAGAAUGCACAGUCAGCCUCUCACCAGUGGGGCCCUGGCAGCCGUCCCUGUCCCCCCACCAGUGAGUCAGAUGUCCCCCCACUGGUGAGUCAGAGGUGGGGCACCCUGGAACCACUGCCCUCUUCCUGCCCUUCUGUCUCCUCCACACCCUUCUGUAGAUUAUAAGUGGUUUAAAGCAACACAGGGUUGUAAGGGCCUUUGUGUCCCAGGCUCUUGUGGUUGCCAGGCCAGCUGGCUGAAAGGUGGCACCACCGAUACUGGGACUCCUCUGUGAGUCAGCAGGGCUCCAUGGUGACAGAGGAGGAGGUCUGACCUUGGUUCACGCCCAGCUCUGUCACUUUCAGGGAAUAUAUAAUAUCUGAGUUUCUCUCAGCCUCAGUUUCCCCAUCUGUAACAUGGGAGGGCACUAAAAUAUGUAAAGUGCCUGCCUCAGCCCUUGGCACAUCUUUAGGAAGGGUUAGUUCCUGGCUUCCUCCCUGUGUCCUCCUCAGUCCCCUUCCUGUUUGCCCCCCUCCCUUCUCCCUCCAUCUAUCCUCCCUCUUUCUCUUCCCUUCCCCUCCUCUCUCCUUUCUUCUCCCUCCCUCCCAUCUCCUCCUCCCUCUCUCCCAUCUCCUCCUCCCUCCCUCCCAUCUCCUCCCUCCCUCCCUCCCAUCUCCUCCUCCCUCCCUCCCAUCUCCUCCUCCCUCCCUCCCCUCUCCUCCUCCCUCCCUCCCCUCUCCUCCUCUCUCCCUCCCAUCUCCUCCCUCCCUCCCUCCCAUCUCCUCCUCCCUCCCUCCCAUCUCCUCCUCCCUCCCUCCCAUCUCCUCCUCCCUCUCUCCCGUAUCCUCUUUCCUCUCUGCUGCUCAUUCUCCCAGAUGAAUGAGUCUCAUUAAUCUGGACUCCUUUUUAUAACCCCUCUCCAUCUUCCUCCCUUCCUCAUGUCCUCUUCCUCUCUCUCCGUUUUUCACCUCUUUCCUGGUCUCCUUCCCUCCUCUUCUGCCCUUUCUCCCUCCCUCCUUCUCCCUCCCCAUUCCCCUUCCCCCAAUGCUUUCUUUUCUCCCCAUCUCCUCCCCCUCCAUAACCAGCCCCCACUCAUAUAGCAAGUUAGUAGUUCUCAUCAAUUGGAGCUUCAUCUAAUUGUGGUUCUCAAGCUUUUUGAUCUUAGGAUCCCUCUACACUUUAUUUUGUUUAUUUUUUUUGAGAUGGUGUUUCGCUCUUAUUGCCCAGGCUGGAGUGCAAUGGCACAAUCUCAGCUCACUGCAACCUCUGCCUCCCAGGUUCAUGUGAUUCUCCUGCCUCAGCCUCCCAUGUAGCUAGGAUUACAGGCAUGCACCACCAUCUCUGGCUAAUUUUGUAUUUUUAGUAGAGAUGGGGUUUUUCUGUGUUGGUCAGGCUGGUCUCGAACUCCCAAUCUCAGGUAAUCCGCCCAUCUCAGCCUCCCAAAGUGCUGGGAUUACAGACAUGGACCACCGCACCUGGCCUACACUCUUAAAAGUUGUUGAGGACCCCAAAUAACUUGUGUUCAUUGUGGAUUGUAUCUAUCCAGAUUUCUUGUAUUAGAGAUUGAGACUGAGAAAAGUUGUAAAACACAAGAAUACAGAUGCACACAUUCCAUUAGCCAUCAAGGUGGUGCUUUCAUCCACGCCGUAGUCUCUGAAAACUCCUGAGAGAAUGAAAAUUAAAAAGCCACCUAUAAAAAAAAAAGUCAUUAUUAUUAUGAAAAUAGUUUUGGCCUUGAGGACCUCCCCGAGAUGGUCUCAGGGACCCUUGGGGCUCUGGAUCAUGCUUUGAGAACAGCUGAUCUGGGCUUAUGAUCCCUUUUCCAGCCCCUCUGUGUGAGACCUCCCAGAGGCCAUUAAGGGCCUUGGAGGAGCUUGGGAAAGAAAGAGGUGACAGGAUGAUUGAGGAGAGCCACCGUAGGGAAGGCCUUUGGAAGAGGCUUUGGGGCAGCGCAGGUCGGUGGAGGAAGUCCCAGAGAGGCAGUCAGGAGGGCUAGAGACCAGCUGAGGCCCAUGACCCUCCAAAAAUCCUUUCAAAAGAGGAUGCCUGGGAGCCUGGGGAAAGCACAGCAGGUGGGGUAGAAGACUGACUGGGGCAGACUGACUGGGGCCGGGGCCACUCCCAAGCCUGGGAGAGCUGACUGGGGAUUUGUAGAUAUUCAUUUCCCAAAGUUGCCUGCUGAGAAGCAGCUUCCCAGCACAGCAGGUUCAGGCCCUGCUUCUUUAGGACCUCACCCUUAGAUCUGGACCAGGUGGGCCUGAGGUGGGCCAGGAAAUACAAGGCAAAGGCCCACUGGGGAGGCUGCAGGUGAAUCUGGUUUCUGUGGAUCCUUUGUGAGAAUGCGAUGCUAAACCACACGGCCUCUCAUCCAUGACCAGGGAGAACUGGGUCAUUCUUCAGGGCAUGCCACAGACUCCUGCUUCUAGACAGGGCUUGGCUGGAGCCAGACUGGCCUUCAGGAUUGUUCAGUCUCCACAGGGGGACUCUGGCCGCCGGUGGGCUGCCACAGGGCCAAUCCCAGUGAAAGAAAUAAAAUGAUUGGAUAUGUUCAUGUCAUUAGAAAAAGGAUGCAGCAGGGGAUGGGAGGAGUUGGUUAAUGGAAUCACAUUUGCAGUAACAUAGUUGUCUAGUGUUUGGCAGCUCUGUAGGGUGACUGUCACUAACAGUGCUUUAUUGUGUAUUUUCAAGUAGCUAGAAGAGAGAAUUUUGGAUGUUCCUGUCAACCUAAAUAACAAAGGCAGGCUCUCCAAAAGAAAAAGAUACUUAAUCAAAAGUAGGGCAUUGCAACGGGAACAUGCGCGCCAUAGUAAACUGUGUGCGUAUUCUAGGAGGUAAAGAAAGACAAAGGUUUUUAAAGGAAAAAAUGAGGUUUUGAAAUAAUUAUCCUUGGCUAUGAAUAUCAGUAAUAAAGGUCACAGCAGUCCGAGGUUGGACAGGCAGUUGCUAGGCAAAUGUCCUUGCAGAAGUAAUUUUUGUGUGAGGUUGCAGCAGCCUGUGGGCAACGUUGUAAUUUUUGCAGGAUCUUCCGUGAUCGUUUUUGGUAUUAGGCAUACAAGCAUGAGAAUCCCCUCUUCAUGGACUCCCCAGCUCUAUUUGUUACAGUUUUUUUUUAAAACACUUGUGACUCCAUUUGAAUUCUAACGACUUUCACAUUCCCAACACAAAGAAAUGAUAAAUGUUUAAGGGAUUAAUAUGCUAAUUACCUUGAUCAUUACACAUUGUAUACAUGUUUCAAAAUAUCACACUGUAUACCAUAAAUAUGUACAAUUAUGUCUCAAAAAUAAUUAUUUUUAAUAAUAGAACCAGAAAAAAAGACGCAGACCCUCUAAUAAGGAGAUGGGAUCAGGAAUGAUUUCGUCGUUAAUUUAACCCACAUAAACAGCUAAUCCAAUUAUGGUAUGUAAAGACUGUGGCAACAGGAAAUGCCUGUCUUUGAACGUCGGGUCAUCUAACCAGCACGCCAAUGGUGAAAGAUUAACUUUGUCGGAAACCAGGAACCAUGAAGCAGAGGUCACUGUUUCCAACCUAUGUGUUUUCCACUGUAAUCGGCAGCCUCCCACUGAAUUUAUACCCAAGAGAAAUGGAAACAUAUGUCCACGCAGAAAUUUGAAUACAAAUGUUCAUAGCAUUAUUCAUAAUAGCCCAAAGUGGAAACAACCCAACUGUUCAACAGUGGAUGAACUGAUGAACAAAAUAUGUAUCCACACAAUGGAAGAAAAUGAAAGUGCUGACGCACGCUACCACACGGAUGAACCGGGAAAAUACUGUGAUGGGGAAAGAGACCAGAGACAAAGGACCACGUGUUGUAGGGUUCCAUGUGUAUGAAAUGUCCUAAUAAGCAAACUCAUAAGACAAAAAGCAGAUCAGUGGUCACUUAGGGCUAGGGUGAGGAGUGGCCUUUAGUGGGCACUGAGUUUCUUUGGGGGUAAUGGAAUUAGUGGUGGUGAUGGCACAAUUCUGUGACUAUACUAAAAACCAGUGGAUUGUAAGAGGGUGAAUUUUAUGAUAUAUGAAUUACACCUCAAAGCUGUUACUUAAAACAUAUGUGGAAAAUAAUAGGCAGUCACUUGCUAUUCUCAAUAAAACAGACCACAUAGGUAAGACCAAUACUUUUGGUCACAUUUUGGGUUUGGCUGAGAAUGGGGCAAGUGAGCAUAGUCACCCUUGUUGGUUCACAAAAAUAAAAGUUUCUCUGGAAUGACAACCUUUUACCAUGUGCCAGGUACUGUACUGUGCACUUGGCAUAUACCAAUUCAUGCAGCCCUUGUGACAGCCCCAUGAUGCAGGCAUUUCAUUAUCUCAAUUUUUUAGAUGGGGAAAUUGAGGUUAGGAGAGUUGAAUAACUUGCCCAUAACUGCACAGCUUCCAAGUUGCAGAAACAGAAUUUUCACCAAGUCGUCUUGCAAACUCCUCGUGUGGACUGGAAAAUUCUGUAUUAAGGUUAAUUUAUUCAUUUGUUGUUUAUUUCUAUUAAUAAUUAUUGAGUUACCAAUGGCAGUGCCAGAGGAUUUACCAUUUACCCCAAAGCUACUCUAAGAAAAAAUGUUCUUGCUGCUGAUCUACAAAAAGUUAAAACCAUGACUCUCUUGCAAAUAAAACAUGAACAUGUA